Messenger RNA from Solanum lycopersicum (tomato), 805 nucleotides. Its product is annotated as V-type proton ATPase subunit G 1-like. Gene Ontology annotation, biological process: proton transmembrane transport. NCBI's taxonomy places the organism in Eukaryota, Viridiplantae, Streptophyta, Magnoliopsida, Solanales, Solanaceae. Gene Ontology annotation, molecular function: proton-transporting ATPase activity, rotational mechanism. The record is from RefSeq and is a predicted model, not a curated record. Gene Ontology annotation, cellular component: vacuolar proton-transporting V-type ATPase complex.
AAGAAUCCUAUUUACCAGGACAAAGGACGAUAAAUAGGAACCCUAUAAUUUAUUCUAUUAAAAUCAGAUCCAUGCUUUUUCAUUCAAACAGUCCUUAUUCCCUUUAAUAUCCAAAUCCAAACUUCCUUUGUUCAUAAAAGAAACUAUCUACAGGUUCAAGAUUUAAUACAAUCAUUUUCAGGUUCAGAAGUUGCGAUGGAUUCAAUGAGAGGGCAAGGAGGCAUUCAAAUGCUACUAACUGCUGAACAAGAAGCCCAACAAAUUGUUUAUGCUGCAAGAAAUGUUAAAACGACAAGAUUGAGGCAAGCAAAAGAAGAGGCUGAGAUGGAAGUGACAAAUUAUCGCUCCCAUCUCGAAGCUGAAUACAAGCAAAAACUAUCUGAGACCAGUGAAAAUUCAGACUCAACUGAAAAGAGGCUUGAGAUAGAAACAGAGGAAAAGAUUCAACAUCUGAAGAAAGCAGCCUCCCAAGUAUCUCCUGAUGUUAUUGCAAUGCUCACAAAGUACAUUACAACCAUUAAAACAUGAUUGAUGCAUGUUUUUGAAAUACUUUUCCUCAUAAUAUAUGUUUUUGAAAACAAUUUGGUAGCUUGAUAAGUCCAAAGUUAAUACUUGAAUAACAUGGUUAUUCAUGUAGCAUGUUUGGUUUGGAAAUAGGAAAAAAAAAGUUAUUCAUGUAUUGAUUCUGAUAUAAUGUUUGGUUGGUAGGUUUUCAAAUGUUGUGUAAAAAGUUAUUCAUUUAUUAUUUUUUUACAGCGUUUGAUUAUGUUUUUUUUGUAAUCCUAAAUAACUAUUACUUAUCUAA